AGAAUGGCGACAGUUAGUUCAAACGAGAAAAAUAAAAAGAAAACGAGAUCUACCAAAUCUUACAUUUGCAAAUAUUGUGAUAAAAGUUUACAUGGGCCGGGUUCACUUGCGUAUCAUUUAAGAACACAUACGGGUGAAAAGCCUUUUAAGUGUGAAACUUGUGGCAAGGAAUUUGCAAGUAAAGCAAAUCUGAAAAGACAUGGAUUAAUCCAUCUUGGAGUGAAAUCACAUAAAUGUGAUGAAUGUGGAAAGUCGUUUUUGGACAAUCAAAGUUUGGUCGCGCACCAAAAAUUUCAUACUGGUAAACGAGACUAUCAGUGCCCUGUGUGUGGUAUGUGGUUAUUUACCUUUUCUGGUUUAAAAACACACAAAAGAAUGCACACUGGUGAAAAGCCAUUUAAAUGCAAGAUAUGUGACAAAGCAUUUGGACAAAAUCAUAAUGCGAAGCAUCAUUAUCAAGGUCACUUUAAAACUCAUCCUUCGAAAUGUGAUAUAUGUCUUACUGUUAAUAUAAACCUAAAACGUGACUUGGAAAAAUCGCUUGAAAAGUUUAUAAAUGAAAUUCCUUCAGCGGAGUCGAGUAAUGCAAAAUCGCACCAAAAGAUUGAUACUGAGACAGUGCUGCAUGUUAAAGAACACAUCACACAGUACAUUGCAUUUACUCCUUACACAUGCAAUAUAUGUGAUGCAAGGUACAGCCAGAAAAAAAAUCUGCGAUUCCAUAAAAUGAGUCAUACCGGAGAGAAACCAUUUAAAUGUAAAGUAUGUGGUAUAAAAUGCCGCCGGCCAUCAGCUUUGAAAACACAUAUGCGGGUCCACAGUGACGAGAGGCCUUACAAGUGUCAAAUUUGUGGGAGAGGUUUUAAAGAUAGUGGUACUGCUGCAUCACACCAAACUACACAUUCUAAAGAAUGUCGUUUUAAAUGCUUGCUGUGUGAUAAGCCCUUUAGGUGUAAAAGUAGUUUAAAGAAUCAUGAAAAAGUGCACUACCAGUAGUGAAAACCUACCUUUUAAGGAAAGCAAAAUACUUUUUUUUAAAUUCUCAAUUCUGUUUCAUUUGAAUUAACAGGCACAACAGAUUGCUUUAUUAGGGUAUGACACUAUAUUGGAGUUUUUUAUUUUAAUAUUUUUAGAAAACUUGAUAUGCAUUGCCCUACCUUUAUAAAAGUGUAAUAUGCAAUUUAAAAUGACACAUACAUACAUAGUAUAUAAUUAUUUGUAAAACAAGUAUUCAUGCAACUUUGUAUAUCUUUCUGUACAUGAACUAUAUAUAUACUAGACUAACUAUUAAAAUGCUUGCCAAUAUAGUGUCUAAUUUCUUGCCAAAUGUUUUGUGCAAUUUAAAUUUUUGCUUUAUAUAUGUACACAGCAAACACACAAUUUUCUUAUCGUUAUUUUAUUGAAUGUAUUUACACAACAAUGAUUAUAAGUUAUAACACGUUUUAAAUGCAAUUGCCAGAGUGCCCAAUAUUUGCUUUAUUAUAAUAAUUUGGUCUUUUAUGUUAGUAUUAAGCUGUUACUCUAAUAUAUACAUAUCAUAAAUCUUAUUACUUGCCAUAAAUAUAUCACCAGGUUUCAAUUUUGUUUUUCAUUCAUAUAUAUAAACAUAUCACAUGUUUCACAACUGCAUUUUUCAUAUAUGUUUGAUGUUUGAAUUAUAUAUUACUUAACGUCAUCAUUUCCUAACACUUUUUAACACACAGCCUUUUACAACAGCGUUUUCAUAUUCCAGUUAAAAAGUUAUGAUUUUACAGAUUAUUUCGCUACUUAAAUUUUGUGUGAAAAAGCAAUUACUUUUAAACAAUUGUUAAACCAAAGCUAAAGCUUACUAACAUUUUUCAUUGCACA
This is a messenger RNA of Ciona intestinalis (vase tunicate), 1848 nucleotides long. The record is from RefSeq. NCBI's taxonomy places the organism in Eukaryota, Metazoa, Chordata, Ascidiacea, Phlebobranchia, Cionidae.